This is a messenger RNA of Nyctereutes procyonoides (raccoon dog), 2500 nucleotides long. It is a transcript of the gene PPP1R15A, whose product is annotated as protein phosphatase 1 regulatory subunit 15A. The record is from RefSeq and is a predicted model, not a curated record. The transcript is spliced from 3 exons. Gene Ontology annotation, cellular component: endoplasmic reticulum; protein phosphatase type 1 complex. Gene Ontology annotation, molecular function: protein phosphatase regulator activity. Lineage: Eukaryota; Metazoa; Chordata; Mammalia; Carnivora; Canidae. Bases 229 to 2415 code for a protein of 728 amino acids. Gene Ontology annotation, biological process: response to endoplasmic reticulum stress.
GUUCCAAGCUCUGCUGUGCAACUUACACGCUCAGUUUCAGGACGCCGCAUCCCUUCGCCGCGACAGUGCUUGCAGCAGCAGGUGGUACCCGGAGUCCCCAAGCCCGACACCGGAGGGCGAGAUGAACGCGCUGGCCUCCCGAGCCGUCCUGAGCUGCGAUCGCUGGUGGCAACCCGAGCCGGCGCUCCUGCCCCCAGGUUGACGCGUAGCCCCCCAUCGCGCAGACAGAUGGCCCCAGGCCAAGUGCCCCAUCAGUCUGUCCCCUGGAGGGAUACCUACCCCUUUUUCCUCCUGUCCCCGCUGAUGGGCCUUCUCAGCAGGGCCUGGAGCCACCUGAGAGGCCCAGGAUCUCCAGAACCCUGGCCGUGGGAAGCAGUAACCAAAACCGAUCGGGGAAAACCUGGCCUGGAGAGAGAAGCUAAGACUUUUCUGGCCCCUCACCAUCCCCUCUGGGGCAGGCACUUUCAAGAAGAGACUGGAGACAGUGGAGCAAGUGACGAGAAUGGAGAAGCAUUCUGGGGGGCCCGCCAUAAUCUAAAAGCCAACAGUUCUUCUCUUAAAGCGGGGGGACUUUCAGAUAAUGAAGAUGAAGAAUAUGGUGGGGAACAAGCAGCAACCAGUGUCCCUAAAGAGCAGGAAGGUGAAUUCCUAGAUGGCCAGCCUGCUCCCCUGUCCCCCAGCCUUCUGAUAAGAACCCCACAGGACCCUUCUGAGGAGAAAUCUGAGGAAGGAGGAGCUGCAGAAGACAAAGUGGUCAUGUUCUUCUCUUUUCCUCCAUCACACUGGGAGUGUUGUCCAGGGGAGGAAAAGGAGGAAGGAGGAGCUAUAAACAAAGAAGCUUCCAGAACACCGAUUUUCCCUUUAUCUCCAAGAUCCAAACCCAAAACUCGGGUGUACUGUCCCAGGGAGGAAGAAGAUAAAGCCAUAGAGGAAGAAAGAACAGAGGAUAAAGAAGCCACAAAAAGCUCCAUUUCCUCCUCAUUUUCAGGCUUUUGCCCCGGGGCCUGGGAGUGUUACUCAGGAGAGGAAUGGGAGGAGGAGGAGGAUGAAUUCAGUGAUUCAGGAGCAGCUGAGGAGGAAGGAGAAGCUGAGGUUCUCUCUUCCAUCCCAUCCACAAGUGCCCUCAUGAGGGCCUGGGUGUAUCGGCCAGGAGAGGACUCAGAGGAAGAAGAUGAGGACAGUGAUUCAGGAGCAGCUGAAGAGGAGGGAGCUGAGGAUCCCUCCUCCAUCCCAUCCACAAGUGCCCUCAUGAGGGCCUGGGUGUAUCGGCCAGGAGAGGACUCAGAGGAAGAAGAUGAGGACAGUGAUUCAGGAGCAGCUGAAGAGGAGAGAGAAGCUGAGGAUCCCUCCUCCAUCCCAUCCACAAGUGCCCUCGUGAGGGCCUGGGUGUAUCGGCCAGGAGAGGACUCAGAGGAAGAAGAUGACGGUGACUCAGGAGCAGCUGAAGAGGAGGGAGAAGCUGAGGAUCCCUCCUCCAUCCCAUCCACAAGUGCCCUGGUGAGGGCCUGGGUAUAUCGGCCAGGAGAGGACUCAGAGGAAGAAGAUGAGGACAGUGAUUCAGGAGCAGCUGAAGAGGAGGGAGAAGCUGAGGGUCCCUCCUCCAUCCCAUCCACAAGUGCCCUCGUGAGGGCCUGGGUGUAUAGGCCAGGAGAGGACUCAGAGGAAGAAGAUGAGGACAGUGAUUCAGGAACAGCUGAAGAGGAGGGAGAAGCUGAGGGUCCCUCCUCCAUCCCAUCCACAAGUGCCCUCGUGAGGGCCUGGGUGUAUAGGCCAGGAGAGGACUCAGAGAAAGAUGAUGAUUCAGAGGCAGUUAACUCAGAGCCAAGUCCCUCACUUCAGGCUCAGAGCACCCUCCUCAGGGGCUGGACAUACCAGCCUGGAGAGGACACAGAGAGAGGGGGAGAAGCUGAGCCCUGCCCCUUCCGAGUGGCCAUCUAUUUACCUGGAGAGAAGCCACCACCUCCCUGGGCUCCUCCUCGGCUGCCCCUCCGACUGCAGAGGCGACUCAAGCCCCCAGAAACCCCCACCCAGCAUCCAGACCCUGAGACUCCCCUAACGGCCAGAAAGGUCCAUUUCUCCAAGAAAGUCUCUGUCCAUCUCCUGGCUGUCUGGGCAGGACCGGCUCAGGCCGCCCGCCGCGGACCCUGGGAGCAGCUCGCCCGGGAUCGUUGUCGCUUCGCCCGGCGGAUCGCCCAGGCCCAGGAGCAGCUGGGCCCCUGUCUCACCCCUGCUGCCCGGGCCAGGGCCUGGGCACGCUGCAGGAACCCUAUCCCUCCUCUGGCCACCACACCUGCUCCUGCCCAGACUUUACCAGUCUCCUCCAUCCAGACCACACCCUUGAGCCAUGUUGGGGCAUCUCCCUCCAUUCCUAUGUCCCUAUCCCCUGGCCUGGACCUCAGUGGGAGGCGUGGCUAAGAUCAUGUAGUUUCCUAUUUAUAUGAACUAUUUAUUUUGUGUGUGUGGUUUCAUACAAGAAAUAAAACCUUCUGAUUUGUAGCAA